AGGAGAUCUCUGAGUAUUGGAUUACCGCGCUUCUUCUUAUUUGGUGUUUGGGUAUUUGGGGUGCUCUAUGGGAUUAUUGCAUACUCAUCCGGAUUUCGUAGCAGGAUUGUAGCCUCCUUGUUCUGAUUCUAUUGAAUGAAUCAUUGGAAUUCUACACCGGGAUCUACAGUCUGCUGGGCUGUUCCUGCAGGUGCUGAAUCCUCCAGCAGCAGCAGCAGCCGUAAGAAAGUGGAGCUGCGCCUUAGGAGCUGUCCAGCGCUACUUCAGCACCCCAGGUCACUGUGAGCAUUUCUUCACACCAUGGGCUGUUGUACUGGGCGAUGCACGCUGAUUUUCCUCUGCUCUUUACAGAUGUUGGCAGCAUUGGAAAGACAAAUAUUUGAUUUUCUUGGCUACCAGUGGGCACCAAUCCUUGGGAAUUUUCUUCAUAUAAUUGUUGUGAUAUUAGGACUAUUUGGCACAAUACAAUAUAGACCACGAUACAUUGUAGUUUACACAAUUUGGACAGCAUUCUGGGUGGCAUGGAAUGUUUUCAUAAUCUGUUUUUAUUUGGAAUUGGGAGGACUCUCAAAGGAUACAGAUCUCAUGACAUUUAACAUCUCCAUCCAUCGUUCAUGGUGGAGAGAACAUGGACCGGGUUGCGUACGGAAAGUUGUGCCACCUCCAGCAAGCAGGACCCUUGGAGACCACUCAUUUAUCUCAGUGACAAAUUGUAUGAUUGAGUUUCAGUACUUGGAAGUCAUCCACAGUGCUGUCCAAAUACUGCUUUCACUCGUUGGUUUUGUGUAUGCCUGUUAUGUGAUCAGUGUUUUCACAGAUGAAGAGGACAUCUGUCGACAUAAAUGAAGCUGGUAGUGCUACAAAGAACUUCAGUGGCGUUUUUGAACUCUGGAAAAAAACAUCUCAUGGAAGAGAUCACAUUUUUUCAACGAUUACAACCUGAUUCAGCAGCAUAUUUUGCAGGAGACACUAUUUAAAAUCACAACUCCCUAUUUCAUUUACUGGAUGGAGCUUUUUUCAGUAUUGAAUUUAAUUGGACACUGAAACUGUACACUUUUUGAAUUGUUCUUUUUUAUAAUGUGCAGCAUGAAACCAAUGGAUAUGUGUAAGGGUUUUCUUGGUACAGAAGUUGGGCAUUUUUUUUUCUUCUUCACAAACUUAGAUAUAAUGUGAAACAAAAUGUGUAUUAUUCACACAAUUGCUGUUAAUGUAACGGAAGGUGAUUGCUUCCAGAAUGUAUAAAAAUAACCAAUAGUUAAAAAUGUGGAACAGUAAAAAUAUACAGAACUAUAAAUACAAAUAACAAGAAACUGGUGCUGUUAUCCAUUCUUUACAUGGAUUUACAUGUGUUCUUAAUUAUGAUAUUUAGUAUCUGUGGUAUAUAAAUAGUUUUCGUAAUUAAAUAUUUAAAAAGUCAUUUUUUUUAUUAUUACUAUUAUUAUUUUGUUUUGUGUUUCCCACCUCAAAUUCAAAUAAACAUUUUCAAUAGA
This is a messenger RNA of Spea bombifrons (plains spadefoot toad), 1490 nucleotides long. RefSeq names its product sodium/potassium transporting ATPase interacting 3 (gene NKAIN3). Gene Ontology annotation, biological process: regulation of sodium ion transport. The record is from RefSeq and is a predicted model, not a curated record. Lineage: Eukaryota; Metazoa; Chordata; Amphibia; Anura; Pelobatidae. Bases 301 to 846 code for a protein of 181 amino acids. The transcript is spliced from 6 exons.